Molecule: messenger RNA, 329 nt
Organism: Coregonus sp. 'balchen'
Lineage: Eukaryota; Metazoa; Chordata; Actinopteri; Salmoniformes; Salmonidae
Source: the annotation of a GenBank genome assembly
AUGGGAGAUCUGCUCUACACCAAAGAGGUACAGGACUACAUGGCACUAUAAUAUAGUGUUUGUACACUCUUCUCUUACCUCACCUCUUUCCACUCUGAGAUGUUGUUUCUUGUCUUUAAUGUGCUCACCUGUAUCCCCUCCCCCAGGGUGUGCCUGUGCUCAUCGUGGGACACGACAUCCUCUAUGGGAAGGUGGUCAAACUGGAGAAUGUGUUGAUAUGCCAUUUGUACUGUGGUUAUUUUCAGAUGGGAAAGAAAUCAGCACAACAGUGGAAUGAGACUGUUUUUAUUCAGAUACAAAACAUAUGGUUUUUCAACCGCUGUACAAGU